Sphaeroforma arctica JP610 is the source of this 249-nucleotide messenger RNA. RefSeq lists its product as hypothetical. The transcript has a single exon. Lineage: Eukaryota; Ichthyosporea; Ichthyophonida. The record is from RefSeq and is a predicted model, not a curated record. The coding region runs from base 1 to 249 and encodes 82 amino acids.
AUGAGGGCUGGGGUCAGUCUGGGUCCUCUAGGAGACUGGGACUCUGGGGGAAUGGAGAGUCGGGACUCGGGACUGAGCAUCACAGCCAGUCAGCCAGGCCCUCACUGGCUCUGGGGAGUGGGGAACUCUACUACUAGUAGGGACUCUCACUCACACACAGGAGAGGGGGGGUCUGGGGGAGUGGGGAAUGGGGAGUGGGGAGUGGGGAAUCUGGGGACUCAGAGGAGCACUGGGUACCCUACAGAGUAG